Molecule: messenger RNA, 537 nt
Organism: Leishmania braziliensis MHOM/BR/75/M2904
Lineage: Eukaryota; Euglenozoa; Kinetoplastea; Trypanosomatida; Trypanosomatidae
Product: putative NUDIX hydrolase dihydroneopterin triphosphate pyrophosphohydrolase/hydrolase
Exons: 1
Coding region: 1-537 (178 amino acids)
Source: RefSeq, a predicted model, not a curated record
AUGUAUCGCCCCAACGUCUGUGUUUUCAUCUUCAAUGAGAAGGUGGAGUUUCUCGGAUGCCAGCGUAUGAAGACGAACCACUUCCAGUGUGUGCAGGGUGGCAUUGAGGCCUGCGAUAUGGACAUCACACUGGCUGCGCUGAGAGAAGUGGAGGAGGAGAUCGGGCUCAAGCCGUCGGACGUGACUUUUGUUCAGGAGAUCCCACCGCCGAACGGGGAUCCGAUGAACUUUGCUUACACCCUCGCCCCCAACGCCAACCUCCGCCGCUUUGGCUACGUCGGCCAAAAGCAGCGUAUUCUCCUGUUCUUCACGGCGUCUGAAAACAUAGCGAAAAUGGUGCUUAUUCCUCCUCCAGAGUUACACGCCUUACAGGAAUUCCGGAAGGUGGAGUGGAUGCCGAUCGAGCAGCUUAUCGGCAAGGCGUUACCGGAGAAGGUGCAUAUUUUCAAAGCCGUUGGGGAGGUGGCGCCAGGAAUCGCUCGCGCCUUCUUGGAGAAAAACCUUCUCGGUGAGCCUAAGGAGGCGGCCAAGUGCUAG